AUGUUGAACGGCCUUGCUGAAUUGGCCAAGUUCUGCAUUCGCCUGCGUGAUUCUGAGGAAUGCCUUCAGCUUCUCGGCCCUCUUAGAGCUUGCUUCAACCUCGGGUUCGGGGGUCAGAGCCCAUCCGACCACGAAAGCACCCGCCUUGUACAAGCAGUAAAGCGGGAUGAUAUAGAACAGCCUAAACGCCCAAUCGACGAAGAAGCUGAGCACGCAGGCGACAGUAGUGAGGCAGAAGAGAUCGUUUGA
Molecule: messenger RNA, 249 nt
Organism: Babesia ovata
Lineage: Eukaryota; Apicomplexa; Aconoidasida; Piroplasmida; Babesiidae
Product: phosphoesterase, putative
Exons: 2
Coding region: 1-249 (82 amino acids)
Source: RefSeq, a predicted model, not a curated record